Messenger RNA from Fusarium musae, 366 nucleotides. RefSeq lists its product as uncharacterized. The transcript is spliced from 2 exons. The coding region runs from base 1 to 366 and encodes 121 amino acids. NCBI's taxonomy places the organism in Eukaryota, Fungi, Ascomycota, Sordariomycetes, Hypocreales, Nectriaceae. The record is from RefSeq and is a predicted model, not a curated record. Gene Ontology annotation, molecular function: oxidoreductase activity, acting on paired donors, with incorporation or reduction of molecular oxygen; iron ion binding; monooxygenase activity.
AUGCAUCCAGGACCUCCCCAUUGCUGGCUGUUCGGCCAUAUCAAGGUCUUCAACCAAGUCGCAGCAUUGAUGCCACCAAACACUCACCCGCAGCUCUUCUACACAGAAAUGGUCCGCUCAUACAACCUUGAAGCGAUAUUUUAUCUCGAUCUCUGGUCUAUAGGCCCUGGCAUGGUCAUGAUUACUGAUCCUAAGCUCAUGGACAACUCAUCACUUCCGAAACCUCUUCCUAUACACCCCUUUACUGCAAUAUUCCUGAAGCCAAUGUUUGGCGAGGGAACAAUGGCAGCAGCCAACGGCACGCUAUGGAGGAAGAUGACCACAGCUGUUAGUCCGGCUUUCUCGAUGGGUCAUGUCCUAGGAUGA